AUGGAUCGAAUUAUUCUACGUGUAAUAGAAUUAAUCAACAAACAAUUGUUAUCAUCAUCACGUGAUCCUUCUGGAGAUUUCAUAUUGAUCAAUAUUCGAAAUGGUCUUAAUCAAUUACUGGAAUCAAAUUUCUCAAAAAGUGAUUGGAUUCGAUUGUUUUGUCGACAGAUGAAUCGAUUAAUGACUAAUAAUACUUCAAUAUCAUAUGAACUUUGGAUGGAAUGGCAUGAUGAUAUUCUUUGUAUAAACAAUGGUCGAAACAGUAAGCAACUGAACAGUGACAGUUGGGAACGAUUUUUAGAGAAAAUGGAAUUUGAAAGUCGAUUAGAACAAUGUGAACGGCAAUUUCAAGCAGAUUUUGGAGAAAGAAAAAGUUUCAAUGAAUUAUUUACUGAAUAUCAUGGUUUUUUUCAAAAUUAUCUUCGAAAAUGUCUUUCUCUUCAUUCAAAAAUCCGCGUACUAAGUUUAUUUGAAAAUCUCGAUGAUCUUCUUUAUAAAGUUUACGACAUAACUGAUCUUUCAUUGACUACAGAAAGACGAAAAUGCCUUGAGAAAAAACUCGAAUAUAUUGCUAUUGAUCUCGAUUGUUCAAAGAAAGUCUUACAAUGUUAUGAAAUUUCAUCUCCUCAAACUAAUAAUUCGAAUCGUUUUUUACCUUCAAUCAAGUCAAUCGAAAUAACUAAGAGGAAUCAGAUCGAAGCAAUCGAAGAUGUAUUACAAUCCAAUCGCUGGCUUGUGAUCUUGAGUGAUCCAGGUCAUGGCAAAACUAGUCUUCUUCGAUGGUUGACUCGGUUUUUCUCGGAAAAAACUUUACAUAAUGGCGAAGAAUUUGUUCGUAUUCCAAUUUUAAUUCGAAUUAGGGAAUUUGCAGCAUGGUUCAACCUUCAUCCAACAAGGACUUUGAUCGAUUAUAUUGGAGAACAUACCUGGUUUUUCGAACGUUAUUGUGAGGAUCACGAUAAACAUAUCUUGAAAAAAUUGAUCGAUCAUGGUCAUGCAUUAAUUCUUCUUGAUGGACUUGAUGAAAUUGCCAAUAUUGAACAACGAGGACAAAUUGUUAAUCUCGUUCGAACAUUCAUCGAUGUUUAUGUUCGUGCACCGGAUUUUACUUCGGCAUUUGACUCUAAAAUGGUUCGAAAACACAAGAACCUGUAUUUUCCCGAAACUAUCGAAACACCAUUACCAAGUCAAUCUCGUGGUAAUCAAAUCAUUGUCACAAGUCGUAUUGUUGGCUAUCAGUUGUACUCAUUGCGUCUAUGUUAUUUAACUUUCCAACAUCAUGGUUUAUCAAAUAAUCAUCGAGAAUUACAAAAAUAUACCAAUCAAUUAAUAUCUUUACUAGAACACAACAUCGCUUUUGUUGUCGAACGAGGUUUACAAGUAUUUGCUUUUCAACAUUUAUCAAUUCAAGAAUAUUUUGUCGCUCAAUCUCUUGUAAAAACUUGUUCGAUUGAAAAAAUUGCAGAACGUAUUGUUUCAUUCACUGUUGAUUCUCGUUUUCAUGAGCCACUUGUUUUGGCUGUUGCAUGGAUUAGUUUCAAUUUGUCAUUUGAUGCUUAUAAUCAAUUCUGUCAUUUGCUUCUUACUUCCACCAAAGAUUAUUCAAUUCCCUUUGGAACAAUUCUACUAUUCGAUACUUUCAACGAUUUGAAAAUACUUCCAUCAAGUUCAGUCCUUCUUCAAGCAUUAAAUACUCUAUUUGAUCAUCCCUCUAAGCUUAUUGGAUCAACAUAUUUCUUUUGGAGUUUAUCUCGAUUACGAGAUGAUAUUAUCAUAGAAUGGAUGCAAUCAUCUUUGAAAGAUUACAACUCCAUUUCAAAAUUUUGUCAAUGUCUUGAGACAAAACAUAUGAACGAUCCAUUGAUCUUUGUUGGAAAACAAAGAGAUGAACUGCAAGAUGAAAUGAUUGGUUUAAUGUAUUCAUUAAUACCAGAUCUUCCGUUAUUAACAUCAACUUUUCUAUUUAUUCGAUGUAAUCGAGUACGACUAGUUUUUCCUGAAUUAUUCCGAGAAAUGUCGACUAUCAUCGGGGCAAAAUUGAAUGAAACUGCUGGAAAUAGACCAAACGACGAGCAAGAGGCAGCAUUCCUUGCACUACGACAACUUCAUAAUCCCGAUCUGGCCAAUUAUUUAUCAGAAUUUGCUAGAAAAAUAAAUAACUUAUCUGGUCUUCUUCAUUUCAAUUCCACAAUAUUCUAUCGUUAUUUUCAUGAUACGUCGAUCUUUCAGUCGUGUAAUAUGAGUCUUUUAUCAGUUAUGUAUUUAGUUGAAUUAACUUUUGAUGUUCAGAAUCUUCCAAUUAAUAUUAAAAAAGAUCCCGAUCAAAUAUGUUCUUCAUUUAUGACGGUUUUUAGACAAUUAUGGACUCAAUUGCCAAGAAGUGCAAAGGUAAUGACUGUUGAAAUAGCAACACUGAUUACAAAUAAUCUACCAACAUUGAACGAGCCAGUCAUUUCUUCUGUUAUUAACUGCAUUUCUAAAUGUGUAUCGAUCAAUAAAAGAGCGAUUCCCGUAAUUAAACAAUGGCUCAAAUAUCAAAUGGAUGAAAAUUUAGAAGAUUUUGCACAAUAUGCUGCAUUAGAAUUAAUAAUCAAUGGUUCAGAUAUUCCUAAUUUAAUCGAUAUUGUCAAGACGAUGUUUCACACCAAUAAUUGUUUCCGUGUCAUAUUCGUUGCCGAUCGUUUGUUCAAUUCUCCACUUGUUGAUUCAACAAUCGUUCAUCAAAUUUUAGUUGAAUUACAACAAAAUGUUCGUUAUGCUUCGAAAGUUUCUGUUUGGCUCAAUCGUAAAGAUACACUCAAAUUGCUUCUUAAUUUAGAAGUUCAACAGCUCAUUUUGAAUACUCAUCGACAAGAUAGACUUUCCAUUCGACCAUGUCUAUUGAUGAUCAAUGGUUGUUCGAAAGAUUUACAAUUCUAUCUUUUAGGACAUCUUCGUGCGUUUAUGAAUAAAAAACUUCAAAUUCCAAAUUCUAUUGAAGAAGAAUAUGUUGCUAUUAUUGUUAAAUGGAUUAUCGAAAGAUUGAUUCAAGAUGAAACAAGACAACGCCUAUUAGUCAAUUUAUACCAAUAUAUUUUCACAUUACUUCACGAUCAACGAUUUCCUCGAAUUCAAAAAGCCAUUGUUAAUGCUCUCGAUGCGAAAUUAGACAAUAUUGAUGUUCUUUAUUCAUUAUUUGGAAUCAAUAAUGAACGGCUUGAUAUUUUAGUACAAGAUGAUGUAUUUACUAACACUCUUAAUCUUGCAACGACAUUAUCAAUUACUGAUGUAAAACUUGAUUGA
Rotaria sordida is the source of this 3282-nucleotide messenger RNA. NCBI's taxonomy places the organism in Eukaryota, Metazoa, Rotifera, Eurotatoria, Philodinida, Philodinidae. The record is from the annotation of a GenBank genome assembly.